AUGCUCUUCCCCCGCCACCUUGCACCCUCCAAUAUUGUAACGCUCUACCGUUCCCACAUCAUGGCCGCCGCCGCGCCACCAUCGCGACCCAUCAAGAUCCUCAUGAUUCACGGCUUCACCCAAUCCGGUUCAAACUUCCACGCUAAAACGCGCGCCCUGGAAAAGAACCUUCAGAAAGCCUUUCCUGCUGGGAUCGCACUCUCCUACCCAACUGCGCCCAUUCGUCUUGCGCACGCAGAUAUUCCGUUUCCGACUGCCGCGGCCGAAGCAAAAGAGAACGGAGAGCCAGAGGAGACCGAUGCGUGGGCAUGGUGGAGACGGAAAGGCGACGGCGAGCCAUACGUGUACGAGGGGAUAGAGCUAGGGCUAGAGGCGCUAGCGCGCGUAUUGAAGGAGGAGGGACCGUUCGACGGUGUAAUAGGGUUUUCACAAGGCGGCGCAAUGGCUGCGAUGGUGGCCUCGCUGCUUGAACCCGAGCGGCGGAAGGCCUUUGAGAGGCUUUAUCCUGAGGGCGGCAUGUCGUAUCCGCAGUCGUUCGAAGCGGAUACAGGGUACAUUGAAGAGACUAUUCACCCUCCGCUCAAGUUUGCGGUCAGCUACUCGGGGUUCGCAGCGAGGGGCGUGGAGCUGUAUCGUGGGUUUUACGAGCCGAAAAUCACAACGCCCAUGCUGCAUUUCAUUGGGACACUUGAUACCGUUGUGGAGGAGGCGCGGAGCUUAGCGCUGGUGGAGCGGUGCGUGGAGACCAAAGGACGGGUGGUGCAUCAUCCUGGUGGCCACUUCGUAACUCUGCAGAAGACGUAUGUCGCAGCACUGGUGGGCUUCAUUAAAGAGACUUUACACAAGGCGGACAAUGGCGAGAAAAAAGAGGAGAGCGUAGAAGAUAUGGAUGUGCCUUUCUAG
Molecule: messenger RNA, 903 nt
Organism: Didymosphaeria variabile
Lineage: Eukaryota; Fungi; Ascomycota; Dothideomycetes; Pleosporales; Didymosphaeriaceae
Exons: 1
Coding region: 1-903 (300 amino acids)
Cellular component (GO): cytoplasm; nucleus
Source: RefSeq, a predicted model, not a curated record